GGCUCACUGAAACAUUCAAUUUCAAAACAACACUAGCAAUAUGGCUUCAUCACUGCCCUCCUCUCAGCUACUCCUGUUGGCUUCUCUUAUCUUCUUCACGUUUUCAGACAACCUCGUACUAGCCUCAUCAGAAGACGACAAAGUGAAUCUGAAUCUGUACUACGAAUCGCUUUGUCCGUACUGCCAGUCUUUCAUCGCGGAAAGUCUCGUGAAGGUCUUCUCCACCGAUCUCUACACCAUUACCAACCUCAGGCUCGUCCCCUUUGGCAACGCCAAAAUCGUCAGCUCCAACGUCGUUUGCCAGCAUGGCGAGGAUGAAUGCUAUUUGAACGCCAUAGAAGCUUGUGCCAUUCACAUUUGGCCCGACCAGAAAGAGCAUUUCAGCUUCAUAAGAUGCGUGGAGAGUUCACCGAAAGUCGGAGACGACCCUACGGCUGCCUGGAAAGCUUGUGCUGACAAAUUUGGAGGCUCUCAACAAAUACAGGAUUGCCACGACAGUGGACUCUCCUCACAGCUUAUACUUGGAUACGCGAACGAGACGAACAGUCUUAAGCCUCCUCAUGAGUACGUGCCUUGGGUUACCGUCAACAACACCCCCCUCUACUAUGACAUGGAGAAUUUUGUGAGCCAAGUCUGCAAAGCGUACAAAGGGACAGAAAUUCCGUUGCCGAAGAUCUGCAGUUCCUCUUCGAUCCAGCCGAAGCCGAAGCAGCUCUCCUCGACUCGUCAAGCCUGCUUUGUCGGGAAAGCUGUGUAAAAACUAGAGUGGGAUUUCAUCGACAAUAAUUAAUUUAAAAAAUAAUUAAUAAUGGACCGUGGACUUUGCUUCAUUAUAUUAUAUGUAUGCAGUGCAAUAAUAAAUGGACCUACCCCGGCAUUUUAUAUAUUUGUUUUGGCGCUUUUA
Molecule: messenger RNA, 904 nt
Organism: Tarenaya hassleriana
Lineage: Eukaryota; Viridiplantae; Streptophyta; Magnoliopsida; Brassicales; Cleomaceae
Product: gamma-interferon-inducible lysosomal thiol reductase-like
Exons: 5
Coding region: 41-757 (238 amino acids)
Molecular function (GO): oxidoreductase activity, acting on a sulfur group of donors, disulfide as acceptor
Source: RefSeq, a predicted model, not a curated record